Eriocheir sinensis (Chinese mitten crab) is the source of this 974-nucleotide messenger RNA. Its product is annotated as demethylmenaquinone methyltransferase-like. The transcript is spliced from 6 exons. Lineage: Eukaryota; Metazoa; Arthropoda; Malacostraca; Decapoda; Varunidae. The record is from RefSeq and is a predicted model, not a curated record. The coding region runs from base 104 to 781 and encodes 225 amino acids.
CGUACCUACCUUCGUAAAUAUAUGAAGGUUGUAUAAAGGAAUUGUACUGUACUGUAGUCAUGCCCUGCCUGUGAUUCUCCCGUCUCUUCCCUGCUGCAGGAUAAUGUCUGAGGGCGGCAGUCGGGGCGACGUGGCAAUGAGGGCGAACGAGAACGUCCACAGGCCGGGGGUCACGCCGGAGGAGAUGGCGGCCGGCUACGACGAGUGGUCCGAGAACUACGAGGAGAUGAUGAUCUGGAAAGGCGGGUACCGUGGCCCCACCAUCACGCUGGAGGAGGCGCUGCGUUGGGUACCCCCGGAGCGGCGAGCCAAGGCCAGGGUGCUGGACGUGGCCGCCGGGACGGACUGCGUGGGCAGCAAACUCCACCGGGAAGGCUUCAGGCACAUAGACGCUGUGGACCCGUCGGAGGGCAUGAUGAAGCUGCGGGAGACUGGCAUCUAUACCAGCGACUUCCUGGAGUUUAUCGACAGCGGACACUCCACCGUGCCCAAAGACACAUACGACCUGGUGGUCAUCUCGGGCGGUAUGGGCGAAGGUCAUAUCCCACUCAGUGGCCUCGACGACCUGGUGCGCGUCGCAAAGAACGGAAGCUUCGUGAUCAUCGUGAUGCGCCACGAGCACCUACAGACCGUGCCUUCCUACAAGGACAAGCUGGAGCCUUACAUGGACCAGCUGGAGGCGGACGGGAAGUGGAAGAAGGUGGAGCGGCGCAUCGUCCCAAACUAUUUCUGUGACAAGGAGGGUCUCGUCUUCGUCUUCCGCAUCACUAAGCCUGAGUGAGGAGGAAGAGGAGGGAAUGGAAAAGAGAGAGAUGAGGAGGAGGAGUUAUAGUUAUAGUUCGUCGCGGCACCCGAGACAGAGGUGUGAAUUAUCGUGCUCUGAUGUUAUAUGAUAGUUUACGCAUAGGACACAUUUGUCAGUAUGAAUCAUAUUAUUGAAAUUGUCAAAAAAAUCUCACUUAAUGAACUAAGAC